Molecule: messenger RNA, 2149 nt
Organism: Daldinia decipiens
Lineage: Eukaryota; Fungi; Ascomycota; Sordariomycetes; Xylariales; Hypoxylaceae
Product: putative acetylornithine aminotransferase precursor
Exons: 4
Coding region: 390-1775 (461 amino acids)
Biological process (GO): arginine metabolic process
Cellular component (GO): mitochondrial matrix
Molecular function (GO): pyridoxal phosphate binding; transaminase activity; identical protein binding
Source: RefSeq, a predicted model, not a curated record
CUUAGGUAGGUACCUAGAUAGGUAGGAUAAGUUAUGAAACAUGACCAAACGACCCGAACUCGACGUGAGUCAUGGAGAGAUACAGAAAGGCUCGGAGUAGUCUCGUUUGGCAUUUAUGUUCUCAAGCAGCGACAAUGGAAAAUUGAGAAAAGAUGAAUUCGAAUGACUUGAGCAAAGCUUGGAUUACAUAAUAAGGGCGAAACUCUCGACUAGGUAGCGAUACGGUAACAAUCUGUGAAUUAUUUUCUACGAUCUGGAAGGAGGUACAUAUACUUAAUAUUUUUAUUUGUUCAGCUCCAGGCCGGUCAAAUCGGCAAGCUUCUUCGACUUCGUCUCCUCGUCGCUAAUUUCUUUCGACGAACAUCGACCAGCAUUAUACCGGCCUCGGGAUGUUUAAUAUGGCCUUUCGAAUUCCUACUCGAUAUUCCACAUUCGUUACAGUUCGGCGCCUCUCAUCUCAGGCUACAGCAGCGUCUAAUAUCUCGCAAAAUGGCCAAGAGUCUAUAUCCCGCGAGGCAACUUUGCCAAACCCCGAUCCAUCUGACGACUCGGCCAGUGCAGCCCUAGUGAAGAACCAUUCCAAGUUUAUGCUGGCAACUUAUGCCAGGCCGCCUCCAGUGUUCGUGAAAGGGGAGGGUUCCUACUUGUGGGAUUUAGAAAACCGUAAAUAUCUGGAUUUCACCGCCGGUAUUGCUGUUAAUGCGCUCGGACAUAGUGACCCCGGCCUAGCGAAGGUCAUCUCAGAUCAGGCGCAAACACUAUGGCAUGCAUCCAACCUUUACUAUAACCCCUGGACCGGAGCGCUUUCCCAGCUUCUAGUAGAGAAAACUAUCGCAUCAGGUGCCAUGCACGACGCCGCGACCGUCUUCAUCUGCAAUUCGGGUUCCGAGGCGAACGAAGCCGCAAUCAAAUUUUCCCGAAAGGUUGGCAAGGUGUUGGACUCUACUGGUGCCAAGCACGAAUUCGUCUCCUUUUAUAAAUCAUUCCACGGGCGAACUAUGGGGAGUCUCUCCGCGACACCAAACCCCAAAUACCAAGAACCGUUUGCGCCGAUGCUACCGGGUUUCAGGUAUGGAACGUAUAACGACAUCGGCGCCAUCAACGACCUCGUGACAGAUAAGACGUGCGGUGUAAUAAUCGAGCCCAUCCAAGGCGAAGGGGGAGUCAAUGUCGCCAGCGACCAAUUCCUCAUCGCCCUAGCGAAGAGGUGCCGCGAAGUAGGUGCCGUUCUCAUCUAUGAUGAGAUCCAAUGCGGUCUGUCGAGGACCGGCACGCUCUGGGCCCACAGCCACCUACCCAAGGAGGCACAUCCAGACAUACUCACUACGGCGAAAGCACUUGGCAACGGCUUCCCUAUUGGUGCUACUAUAGUCAGUCAUCACGUUAGCGAGAAGAUCAAGAUUGGUGAUCACGGUACGACCUUUGGCGGCAAUCCGAUGGCGUGUCGCCUCGCGCACUAUGUAGUCUCACAACUCUCGGAUCCUAAGUUGCAGCAGGAUGUCCUUUCCAAGUCCAAACUCUUCGUGGAGCGGUUUGAGCUCAUGCGAGAACGAUACCCCAACCUUAUAACUGAGAUUCGUGGCAAGGGCUUAAUCCUUGGCGUACAGUUGACCCAAGAUCCGUUGCCAAUAGUAAAGGCCGCUCGAGAGAGGGGACUGCUGGUGAUCACUUGUGGGACAAACACGCUCCGAUUCGUCCCGCCUCUCACGGUGAGCCAGGAUGAAAUCGAGAGCGGGUUAAAUAUUCUAGAAGAUGCAAUUGGUGCGACUCGGUAACGUUCAUUUUGUACAUAGGCGUGGCGUUGAGGGUUAUCGGAAAAGGAUCUCUUUCCAGCUAGACUUGAAACGUAUAUGAUGAGACACGGUAGUUAGCAAUUCUAUAGGUACAUACUUAGGUAGUCAUUAAUCUUUGGCUCUGAAGUUCAACUUGUGUUUGUGCGAAACGUGAACUGGGGGGUAUUGGAGCUUAUUGAGAAGGAUAUUACUGCUAAGGGAUUUAGUACUCAGGAGUACAUUUAAUCAACUAACCAAAUGCUUUGAUAACUGGGGCCUGAGACCGAAGGGAUAUUGUGAUGAUGUUAUGGCGAUUGAGCAAGAAAGACUUAUCACACUCUAGCCAGUGGUAGUAUCAAGUAGAAGCACGACUCAGG